ACCGAUUAAUAAGUCGAAAAUAAAAAAAAACCAGUAACACUGUCUCACAGUUCACCGCUCUCGCUUUGACAGCUACUCGAGGAAAAAUAAAAAGAAAGUGUUUUCGAAUAAACUAAUUUCGUGUGGUGGAAUGUUCGCGGUAGUGCAAACCCGAAAGGGAAAAAAAUCUAAACCCUCGCUUACAGUUGUUCCUGAAAAUUGGACCGGUGACAAAUGUGUCUUUUGGCCUCCAAAAGGUUUAGUUUCUUUGUCAAGAAAUCCUAAUACGAAGCCAGGUUCUUCUUGGGUUGCUACAAAAGCAAAGGUGGUUGGAAGAGCCAAUAGUUUCACUGAAGCAGAAAAAAUAUUGGCGGAAUUACAAAUUAUCACGGAUUCUGAGGAUGUUGAAGGCGUUGGAACUCGAAAGAAUCCGGUAAAAAGCAAAGGAAAAUUCAUUUCUAACACAUAUGAGUUACAAAGUGUGACGCAGGUUUCUACCGAAGAAAAUAGAGAAACGUUUACGGCUAUGACGGCCGAACAUGUGUCCCAGACUCCGGAGUCUUGUGCUUUGUUCGAUUCUGCUAGUGCUAAAGUUGCGCUACCUACGAGUUUACCUGUUCCAUCAAACCAGGUCUUAUCGGAUGCGGCAUCAUUAGGUUCCGUGAUGACUAUUGAAACCGAAAAUCCGUUCUCCGUUUCACAUCACACACAAACGCAGUCGGCAGAUCAGCAGAUCAUCUGUGAAAGCAACAUUGAAUACAUUCAACUUGAAAAUGGAGCUGUAAUGCCUCUAAUAUGUGAACCUGCUUUAAAUGAAAACGCAACCGAAGAUGAAAACGAUUUUAAUAAACGUUGUUGUCAUGUUACAGAAGUAAUAAAUCGACUCGACGAUAUAGAGAAUGAAAUAAAAGCAAUAAAAGCUCUUACACUGCAAAUGACAAAUUUUAUGGCCAACAUGGAUAAAUUCAUGACAAAAAAAAAUGAUUCAAGUCGGACUACAAUCAAACCAGAAACUGAGAGUUUUUCAGGAUGUAAGGAAUUUUUAUCACUACAAACAAAGGAAGAUUUGAUACUACUGGAAAAAAAGUUAAAAGACGACAAUUUUCAAAAUUGCAUACUCCAAUAUUGUAAAUCGAUAUUUAAUUUAACUGGCAAGCGUGAAGGAACGCCCUUUUUUAAAACCUUCCUACGUGAAAUAUUAUCUCCAAAGAUUCUCAAACCGUUUUCUUGGCAGGGAAAUCCAAGACUCAUGAAAAAUUCAGAUGGCAGUCAUAGUGGCCAUAAUGAAAGUUUCAGAGGAAACUUCCCAAAUUUCGUUCAUUUCGUUUUUUUAGUCAUAAGAGCGGCAGAUUUCGAGUUUACUGAAGAGAGUAAUAAUAAAUCAUUCUCUAAUUUUCUACGGAUGAAAAACACAGAAAUUAAACGAUUCGAGUCUGGCAAAGGAGGUUGUGCAGCUUAUACAAGAAAACGUAAAAAUCCAAACAAUAUUGAUGAUAAUCAAAAUGUAUUAGUCAAAAAGCCAAAAAAGGGUAAGAAUGUAAACGACGCUGCUAUCCCUAAUAUAAAAAUGGAAAGAAAUGAGUUGGAUAAUAAUUCGAUUACGAGUGAAGAAUCACAAGACGACGAUGGCAAGAAUGACACUAGUUGCAGCUCAGAAUCUAAUGCAGAUAAUUAGUAGAAGCAAAUGAAUCAUAUUAAACUUACUACCUUUAACUAAUUCUACUU
Malaya genurostris is the source of this 1704-nucleotide messenger RNA. RefSeq lists its product as uncharacterized. The record is from RefSeq and is a predicted model, not a curated record. NCBI's taxonomy places the organism in Eukaryota, Metazoa, Arthropoda, Insecta, Diptera, Culicidae. Bases 131 to 1654 code for a protein of 507 amino acids. The transcript has 3 exons.